GAUGAAAUCCCGGCUCUGGAAAAUGGAUGCUACGUUUACAAGCUCCUACGAAAUCCAAUGUGUGCCUCCAUGAAGAAGUUCAUUGCCAUGCUGGCGGCACUUUCGUCCCUUGAGGAGAUGAAUCAGGUACUGGAGAACUUCACCAUCCUUCAGGUAAGCCUCACAUUUUCCCCCUUUGGCUUAAGGUUCCGACAUGCUUGUCGACAAGAGUACUCAGACUAG
Molecule: messenger RNA, 222 nt
Organism: Dibothriocephalus latus
Lineage: Eukaryota; Metazoa; Platyhelminthes; Cestoda; Diphyllobothriidea; Diphyllobothriidae
Source: the annotation of a GenBank genome assembly